Chironomus riparius is the source of this 1647-nucleotide messenger RNA. Lineage: Eukaryota; Metazoa; Arthropoda; Insecta; Diptera; Chironomidae. The record is from the annotation of a GenBank genome assembly.
UUGGAUGACUCAUUUCUGCUAAAUAACAAAUUUUGAAUUUCGAAAAUAUCAUUUGUCUGAAUAGUUGUAUCAUCAACGUCUUGGUCUGUUUGCUCAAAAUUAAUUGAAUCGUUAACGCUAUCCAAAAAAUCCACAAAAUCUUUCGAUUGUUCAUCAUCCUCCUCCUUAUUAUCAUCACUAACAUCAUCACCUUCUUCAUAAAGUUGAACAUUUUUUUGAGUUGACUUAUUUUCUUUCCUUACUUUCUUUACGAGAUCACGCAUAUUUAUUCUACCACUAUCAAUUCCUAAUGAAUGUGCUUGAUCAUUGGCAAAAUUAACCGCUUCAGAAAUUGUUUACGCUUUUUGAGUGAUAAUCAUGAAUGAAGAUUCUGAUAGUUUUUGCUGUUGGUAACACGAAAUUUAGUCUAAAAUUCUCAAACAGUCCCAAUGAAACCUCUUAUGUAAAGAAAGCAUGAAUACAUUUUCACUUCAGUGGAGUUCCUUCGUCAGUAUUUUUGAGCGUUAAAAACAAACUCUUUUAGCAAUGUCGGAAUAUCUAAGCUGGAUACGAGCACAUCACUGUUCUGCAUAAAAUAUAAGAAAAAUGUUUAGAUUUAUAUAUUUAUGUGUAAUAGUUCAAAAUAACAUGAUUUUAAUUUUAUCAUUUUAUGCUCCAAGAUGACUCGACGAAAGGACUACAUAGAAGAUUUAAAGGAUUUGAUAACAGGAGACUAUUUCAAUGAAUUUACUGAUGAAAACGAUCAGCCAAGACCUGAAAUGAGACAAAGAGAUCCAUUAUUCGUGGAAAUAGCUGGAAUUUUAAGAGAACGUGGCCAUAAUAUUCGGAAUCCAAAUUGUUUAGCCUUAAGAUAUAAUAGGAAUGUAUCUACUUUUUUUCCUCAGCCUACGUCAAGUACUGAAGAUGAGGAAGCGAAUGAUGAUCAGGCCCAAAUAUAUUUCGAUUUGCUAGACGAUGUUCAAGAGUUAAAGGACAAUAUACAGGAACUCAAUGAACAAAUUGAUGAGCAGAAUCAGUUAAUGGUCGAAUUUGAAGAGUCGGUGAACACUUUGUCUGAAGAAAAUAAUGAAGAACAAAGAGAUUUUGUUGAGAUGCAGCACAAUGCGCAGCAAAGGCAGCGAAUGAUUUUGGAAACUGCAAGAGAAAUGCAAAACGAAAUUCAACAGUUCAAGGAUUUUUUGAUUCGAAAUUAGUGCACGAACUGAUGUGGAAAUUCGAGAUUGGUUGCAUGGUCGUUAGUUUCAUUCUGAACGUUCAGGAUUUCGUCCUUGAUCAAGUCAAAUCACGUAUUUUGAACAUUUUCGAUUUUCGGAUUUAAAUUAAUCAUAUUAUAUUUAUCGUUCAAUCUUGAUCAAUUUACAAUUUAGUUAUCCUGUUAAUCCUGUAAUAAUAAAUCCUUUAUUCACUUUAAUCUAAUCCUUACUUACAUUGACAAAAAAAAUCAGUUCCUUACCUACAUUGACAAAAAAAUCAGUUCCUUUUCUAUCAUCCUCAAACUCUUGAGUAAGGAACGUCAUAGAUUCCGCCAUUACCACCAUUACAGUGCCAUAUUUUAAAACUCAAUUCAUACUGUUCACCUCCCCAUAUAUCCAAUUUGUUAUCAUAACCACCAAUUUCCUAGAAGAAUUUUGCAGAAAUAGCAAAAAG